Messenger RNA from Schistosoma spindalis, 501 nucleotides. The record is from the annotation of a GenBank genome assembly. Lineage: Eukaryota; Metazoa; Platyhelminthes; Trematoda; Strigeidida; Schistosomatidae.
AUGAAUAGUUUACAUUUCUAUCUGCUAGGAGUUGUUUUACAUGUAUCCAGUCAUAGAUUUGUUUACAACAUAACACAUAUAUUUAUGUCUUUUAGAAAUGAUUCUUAUAAUACAUCUGAGAAUUUAAAUGGGGAACAAUUGUUUAAACAUGUUAAUACGUCGUUUCUAAAUUCUUUGCCAAAAGACCAGAAUACAAACUUUUCAUUAGAUGUUGAACUAAAAAUCAACACAGAAAAUAGAACGAUUAAUUUACAUUUGAAUGAUUAUGAAACGAAUUUUAAUACUGAGAAAAUGAAUUUUUCAAAUAUUCCAUGGUCUCAAUUGAAUCUUUCCAGUUUACCAUUUAUGAUGAACGAAUCUGAUUAUCAACAACAUGAAAAAAAUGUUGAAUUUAAAAGUCAACAGUUGAAAACAAAACUCGAAGAAGUAGCUAAUAUUAGUGAUCACAUCGAAAAGUUUCUUUUUGCACCAAAUAUAACAACUAAUUGGUUAAUUAUAUGA